AUGCAUGCGUGCAGCUUUGGCCAAGAAGCGGCAGCCCAACGCUUUUGGGAUUUGAUGAAGAGGCUGACUUCAUGUCGAGACGACUCGGGACUGUCAUCGUCUGAAAGAGCUUACCCUCUUUGUUUAGAUCACAGACUCCUUCACGUUCUAUAG
Messenger RNA from Cyphellophora europaea CBS 101466, 153 nucleotides. RefSeq lists its product as uncharacterized. The coding region runs from base 1 to 153 and encodes 50 amino acids. The transcript has a single exon. NCBI's taxonomy places the organism in Eukaryota, Fungi, Ascomycota, Eurotiomycetes, Chaetothyriales, Cyphellophoraceae. The record is from RefSeq and is a predicted model, not a curated record.